Darwinula stevensoni is the source of this 594-nucleotide messenger RNA. The record is from the annotation of a GenBank genome assembly. NCBI's taxonomy places the organism in Eukaryota, Metazoa, Arthropoda, Ostracoda, Podocopida, Darwinulidae.
GUACUCGACACUGACACUAAAUUCCAAAAUGUGAAGGCCUGUGACAGAUCUUCAUAUGAAGAUCUGUCACAGAUCUUCACUAUUAGAGGGAUAGAAAAACAUGGGACAAAGAUCACGAUCCUCUCACCACCAGGAGGUGGUUCAUGUUUGGGCUGCCAGGAGCAACCAGAUGCUCCAAACACCUCUCCUGAAGGCAGUGCUUCGAGAGGGAUAGAAAAACAUGGGACAAAGAUCAUGAUCCUCUCACCACCAGGAGGUGGUUCAUGUAUGGGCUGCCAGGAGCAACCAGAUGCUCCAAACACCUCUCCUGAAGGCAGUGCUUUGUUCGUGAAUAUUGACGAGGACGUUCCCACGUGCGAGCCGCUUCUCAAUCCUGCUAUGUGUGCAGAAGCUCACGGAGUUAUGGAGUUAGAAGAUGCUGCCAAUGAGGAGGAAAUGGAAGAACAACCAGCCAUACCCAAGUCACGGAAUAAGUACGGCCAAAGCAAGGAAGGAAGGGAAGGUGAAACUGACAGGAACAGAGGCUCUGUGGGACAGAUGCUCCCUGGCUCUCCACACGUGCAGUGGCAGGCCGUGGGAUCUGAAGCUGGUCAG